Pistacia vera is the source of this 679-nucleotide messenger RNA. Its product is annotated as copper transporter 4-like. The transcript has a single exon. The record is from RefSeq and is a predicted model, not a curated record. Gene Ontology annotation, biological process: copper ion transmembrane transport; intracellular copper ion homeostasis. The coding region runs from base 220 to 678 and encodes 152 amino acids. Gene Ontology annotation, molecular function: copper ion transmembrane transporter activity. Gene Ontology annotation, cellular component: plasma membrane. Lineage: Eukaryota; Viridiplantae; Streptophyta; Magnoliopsida; Sapindales; Anacardiaceae.
AACAUACAUUGCAAACUUAAAAGAAGCGACUUUCAGAGCCAAAAUUGCGGUGAUACAAAACCUGGAAAUUAAGUUUCUAAAUGAGAGUGGAUCAGUAAAAGCCCGACAAAGUGUAAAGGAAAACAAAGUCUCAAAAUUAAAGCUCUAUUUAUGUUCCCUCUUUACAAGGCUAGCUCUUAAACCCUACAGCUUUCCUUGGCAAAACCAAACAAAGAAGAAAUGGUUUUGAUGGGUUCAAAAUCACUUGAGGUCGUUGAGCCUAUAACCACAGAGGCCUGGAACACGACGGGGCUGCACUUGCACCGGAAAUCGUUGACGCACGCGACAUUCUAUUGGGGCCACAAAACGGAGAUUUUGUUUCCAGGGUGGCCAGAUUCGAGCUCAAGCAUGUAUGCUUUGGCCUUGAUGUUAGUGUUUGUUCUUGCGGUGCUGGUGGAGUUUCUUGGUAACUGCAAGCUCAUCGAGCCGGGGGCUAGUCGCGUGGCGACUGGGUUGUUCAAGACUGCUUUGCAUUCGGUGCGUGCUGGUCUGGCGUAUAUGGUUAUACUUGCUAUUAUGUCCUUUAAUGGUGGUGUUUUUAUUGCUGCUAUUUUGGGCCAUGCUGUUGGGUUCUUGCUCUUCGGGAGUCGGGUUUUUAAAAAAUCAGACGGGUCUGGUUCCGAUUCCCAGAAGUCUUAGG